Lingula anatina is the source of this 2824-nucleotide messenger RNA. RefSeq lists its product as uncharacterized. NCBI's taxonomy places the organism in Eukaryota, Metazoa, Brachiopoda, Lingulata, Lingulida, Lingulidae. Gene Ontology annotation, biological process: mitotic intra-S DNA damage checkpoint signaling; DNA catabolic process; double-strand break repair via break-induced replication. Gene Ontology annotation, cellular component: Holliday junction resolvase complex; nucleus. The record is from RefSeq and is a predicted model, not a curated record. Gene Ontology annotation, molecular function: DNA binding; ubiquitin binding; crossover junction DNA endonuclease activity.
CGUCUUCUGAUCUCCUAUAAUUGAAGGUUGAAAAGACGUGCAAACGAGUUAAAAUGAAACGAGGAAGGAGUUAUCUCGACCUCAGGUACAAGUUCAUCCGAGGUUUGAUUGAGUAUGAGGGAUACCAGAGGAACUGUGUUUAUUUGAAAUCAGCAGCAGAAUGGACAUCCAAAGCCAUCAUUUCCCUGGAGCUGUCCCAGGAACCUGUGAAAUCUGUCAACCAGGCAGCCAAAUUAGAGGGGAUAGGGAAAGAAUUGUCGGAAAAGUUGAAGGAGAUGACGGGAUUCAAACACCUAAGCAAUAAAGCGCCACCUGCUGGCAUGUUUGUGAGUUCAGCUCCUGCAUUCCUUGUGGCCAUGCUGAAUCUCACUGAAGUACAAUCUCUUCAAGAUAACAGUCCAAAGGAAAACAUUUUGAUACCAGAGGCUAUGCUUAUAGAAGAAGCUGCAAAGUUGUGUGAGGAAAAGUUUAACCACAUACCUAAAGCAUUCUGCAUGGCAGCUUGGAGGUUGAACGUCCUGUGUAACAGAGACUUGAUCAAGAAGAGGUCUUUGGCCCAAACACCAGUCUAUCAACUGCUGCCACUUGGGGAAGAAGAGGCUACCAGACUGAGGGCAACAUUCCAGCCUAGCUCCACACAAAAAACAGGGAGCAAUAUGGCGGAGAAAGAGGAGGAUCAGCAGUGUGGAACUCUUUACACUAAUGAUGACGGCUCUGAUGGCCUGGUCAUUUUGGUGGACACACAGGAGUUUGGAGGUGACCACAGAGGACUUGGACAGUUAAUAGACCUAAUCAAGCAAACAGGACUGAGGUAUCGGACCAAAAAGUUGGCGUGUGGAGAUUAUUCCUGGUUACUGAGAUGUGGGGGUGAGGAGAGAGUGAUGCCACUACUGGUAGAGAGGAAGAGAGCAGAUGACCUGGCAAAAAGCCUAGUAGAUGGCAGGUAUGGGAAGCAGCGCCGGGAUAUGGUGAAAUGGAAGGCAGCGUUCACGUCCCAAGGUGUCCCUGCUGUGCUGAAGUACAUCUUGGAGUCCAGGCCAGAGCAGUUUGUGGUGCAGUGUGCUGAUGGGUGUGGAGGAGUGGGCAAGUGUGGCUACCCAAGUGCUUUACAGUUAAAUAAAGCUAUUGAAGAUCUGGAAAAUUGCCAAGAUUUUGAAGUUUUGAAGACGGACAACAUUGGUCACACUGUGGAAAUGCUGGCAAUAAUAACUGCAGAACUGCAGCAGAGGUCGGACUGUGGUGAGUUUGAUGACCUAAUAAUGAAGGACAUUAACCCAGACCAAUUCAUGUCCACUCGAAUAGAGUCGGCUGCAACGGGUUCAGAAGGCUCAGAAAGGGGGAAUACCUCAGCAAAGGCCAACAACUUCAAGAAAAGGCACAAAACCUCUGCUACUGUUACGUCUGAAGAGCCCAGCAUGUCACAUUGGGCAGAUGAGUUACUGGUUGACGCGAGUGUGGACCAGCACAAAACUAGAGAUUCAGUGAAACACACUGAAAGCAAUGAUGAUGAUGAUGAAAAUAGUAUUUUCAGAAAGAGCCAGUUGUUAUCAGGGGACUAUGAAAAAUUGCCCAAUGUCACAGAGAAGCAAACUAUGAAGGUGAGACCACAACAGAGCAACAACAGCAGAAGCCAACAAGAGAAAAAUAACAAUUACCUUACUGUUGAAGAAGAUGAAGCCCCCAUACAACUUGCCCAAUAUCACUCUACACCAGGGACAUCGGUCAACGUUCCUCUGGUCAAGAAACCAAAACCAGUCCCCACAAUUCACAUCCAGGAGGGAGUGCUGCCGAAAAUCAUAGGUAGAUACCAACCCGAAAGUGACACUGCCCAGCCAACAACCACCAUCAAGGCAGGGCCAAGUAUGCAAGGUGCUUUUAAGACUGGUGAGAACUAUAACAAAACUCCAUGGGUAAGACCACCAGUUUCAUCAUCUUUGGGUUCUGCUAGCGCAGUGCCCAAGGUAUUAGGCAAUCCACAUAAAGCAAUCACUGCAGGCAGUGAGAGUGUCACUGCUGACGAUGACAAUUUUGCUGCUAGUAGUGUGUCAGUGACUGGUAAACAACAUAAACCUGCAACGACAAUAACAAGGAAGGCCUUUUCUGACACCUCUAACAUCACAGAGCAGAAAGCAACUUCACCAGGAGUCCCGAGGAGAGUGCCAAAGCUUAAAAUGAGUUAUCACCUCAACUCCCCAGAAGUCACACCAUCCUCAACAGCCAGCACUCCAUCAUCAAGUAUAGGUGCUAGGAUAUAUUUGAUGAAGACCCCACCAGGAAAGGGAGCCAGUUCUUCCCCAAAGUCACCUCCUUCAACUGGUGCUCCAGAAGGCGGCAAGGGGCAGGUCGCUGUCAGAAGAACUGUUUUUAGCGAGUUGUCUGAUGAUGACAGCAAUCAAGGUCUGCCAGACCUCACCACCUAUUCUACCAGCAAAGGUCCACGUGUUAAGAAAACAAAGAUAGAAACGGCCUCUAGUGUACUCACAGAUUUUCAUUCGGUGAAAUAUGGUUCAAAUGCCUCUUCCGAUAAAAGUUGCAGUAUGACCGCACAAUGUAAUAAUGAAAGACUUCAGGUGGAAUUUGACAACAAAGUCCAAACAUUGUUGGGCAUUCUGCCUCAUGUCAGCCAGGAGAGAGCCAUCUCCGCUCUGCUGGACUGUAACAUUGAUGUGGAGAGGUGUGUGUCAGUUCUGUUGGAUGAGGAGGAAGCUGGGGGUCCAAGCAGUGUGGUGGACUUGACAUAGAUGUCACAGUAAUCUUAAAAAGAUUUUUUGUAGAUGGACAUGGUGCACACAUACGUGAUAAGCACAGCCUUUUUUUAAGAGUU